AUGCCCCCACAACAGCGACCUAUAAAGCGUUUACUGGUCGUCAACAGAGGCGAAAUAGUUAUACGCAUUCUCCAAGCUUGUCACGAACUCCCGUCACCACCGACCACAUUUGCGCUCUAUACAGAGACAGACUCGACGCAUAUAACACUUGGACGACCUGAUCAUGCCAUCAAGAUCUUGUCGCCAGCAGUAUACACCGACAUCAACAACAUCAUCAAGAUAGCCAAGGAGAAUCAGAUCGAUGCCAUCCAUCCAGGAUAUGGUUUCUUGUCGGAGAGUGCUGAGUUCAGCCAGCGUAUGUGGAACGAAGCUAAUGUGUUGGUUGUUGGGCCCGGUUGGGAAGUCCUAGAACGGACUGGCGACAAGCUGAAAGCGAAAGCUCUAGCUGAGGAAUGUGGCGUUCCUGUAUUGGAUGCCAUGAAGCAGCCGACAAACAAAGUCAAAGAGGUUGAAGCCUUUGCCGAACGUAUUGGGUACCCAAUCAUGAUCAAAGCUGUCGAUGGUGGUGGAGGUAGAGGUAUCAGACUGGUGGAACACAAACAGAGCCUGCAAAAUGCUGUCGACAGAUGCAUCAGUGAAUCUCCAAGUAGAACGGUCUUCGCGGAACAGGCAGCAAUCAAAGGAUUCAAGCAUAUCGAAGUUCAGAUUCUAGGUGACGGUGGAGGAGGCGUCAAGCAUCUUUGGGAACGAGAUUGUUCUGUCCAAAGAAGAUUUCAAAAAAUAGUCGAAGUUGCACCCACCCCGGUUAGCGAUCGAAGGACUGUCGCGCAGGUCGUUGAGAGUGCCAUGUCUAUGGCUAGCAAGCUGCAGUACCUUGGACUAGGUACGUUUGAGUACCUGGUCAACGUCGGUACCGGAGAGUUCUUCUUUCUCGAAAUCAAUCCUAGAGUACAGGUUGAACAUACUAUUUCGGAAUGCAUACGUGGGAUAGACUUGGUUAGAGAACAGCUUCUCAUUGCACAAGGACAAACGAAGAUGGACAAUCAACGCCUCGGGGAUAUCUCGCAAGCUGGAGAACAUCCGGGAGCGGCCUCAAUCCAAUUGAGAUUAUGCGCAGAAGAUCCUAGCUCAAACUUUGCACUCAGUAUUGGCAAAGUCGCCGACAUAGUGAUUCCGAGCGGCAACGGUGUUCGAGUGGACAGCCACUUAUCGAAAGGCGGCUCGAUAGGUUCCGAUUAUGACAACAUGAUGGCCAAGAUCAUCGUGACAGCCUCAACUUGGGAACAAACACUAGCCAAAGCGCAGAGAGCCUUAGCAGAAACGCGCGUGAAUGGAGUCAAGACGAACCUAGAUCUACUACGUGCCAUUGUAGCAGACAAGACGUUCCGCGACGGCAAUGCAGACACCACAUGGCUCGAGAACAAUAUGCCGUCUCUUAUUGCGCGAAGUCAACAAAUAGGCAGCAGGAUUGAAUCAGCUAGCGCAAGUCUCCCUGCCCUGCCCACUUCUGCAGUGCAAGCACAAGGUAUCGCAACUUCUGGUGUCUCUUUCCGAAAAGGUGAUGCCUGGACAUUACAUCUCGAGGGUGAUAACAGCUCAAAGGAAGCGCACCACCUCAGUAUAGAUCGGCUGGUUCGCAAUGACUUCCCUGAGGCAAUGGUUGCGGAUAUAUCGUUCACAGCACCUGGAGAAAAGCCGCUUGUUUUCAAAGCAACAAUUGCGAGCACCACUUCAUCGGCAGGCGCAACUGCCUCGACUCACAAACGAGGCGACAGCAACAACAAAGACCACGUAAUCGUUCCUAUGAGUGGUAAGCUGAUAGAAGUACUUGUAGGUGAGGGGGAUGAGGUCAAGGAAAACGAUAUCAUCGCUUUUGUGAAGCAGAUGAAGAUGGAGCUUGAGGUCCGUAGUCCUCGUUCAGGUAUUGUUGAUUGGGUAAUAGAGCUUGAGAACGAAGACGGCGAUGAUGUUGCUGAAGGGGUCCUUUUGGUACAGCUCAAGGCAUCUAAGCCGGCACUGCAGAGCAAGUUAUAG
Molecule: messenger RNA, 1974 nt
Organism: Lithohypha guttulata
Lineage: Eukaryota; Fungi; Ascomycota; Eurotiomycetes; Chaetothyriales; Trichomeriaceae
Exons: 1
Coding region: 1-1974 (657 amino acids)
Molecular function (GO): metal ion binding; ATP binding
Source: RefSeq, a predicted model, not a curated record